CAUUGAGCGACCAUAGCAGCCGUCGUGGCGGCCGCCUCUCACCCUCCCACGCCCCGCUUUCAAUAACUGACAGCGCACUGCUGAUGCGCUCAGCCGCCACCGCUCCCUGCUUCCUCACACCACCGCUGAGAGCUCGCAUUCUCACCGGGGCUUUCCUGUCAUUAUCACCGCGCAUCUCGCACACCCUGGACUUCAUAAUAAGCCACACAAUAGUACUUUUACCCUCCGUUUCUUAAUGACGGGCGGUCGGUUCGACUUUGACGAUGGUGGCACCUACUGCGGAGGCUGGGAGGACGGCAAAGCCCACGGCCAGGGUGUGUGCACCGGACCCAAGGGCCAGGGCGAGUACUCAGGCUCGUGGUCCAACGGUUUCGAGGUGGUUGGCAUCUACACCUGGCCCAGCGGCAACCUGUACCAGGGCUACUGGGCGCAAGGGAAACGCCACGGACUCGGCGUGGAAACCAAGGGGAGGUGGAUUUACCGGGGGGAGUGGACUCACGGGUUCAAGGGUCGGUACGGAGUCCGGCAGAGCCUGAACACACCGGCCAGGUACGAGGGCACCUGGAGUAACGGACUUCAGGACGGAUAUGGCGUGGAGACAUACGGUGAUGGAGGUACGUACCAGGGUCAGUGGACUGGUGGGAUGCGUCAUGGAUAUGGCGUGCGUCAAAGUGUUCCAUACGGUAUGGCCUCUGUCAUCCGCUCACCUCUACGAACUUCACUGUCUUCCCUCCGCAGUGAGCAGAGUAAUGGUACAGUACUGCGUGACAGCCUAUCUGACAGCCCUGCUGGUACACGAGGUGGCUUUGUACUCAACUUCCACUCAGACGGAGAAGGUUCAGAAAAAAAGAAGGGACUUUUUCGCCGUGGCUCCCUCUUUGGGAGCCUUCAGAGACUACGCAAAUCAGACUCACGCUCAUCGAUUUCCAGUAAACGCAGCUCAGCACACAGUGACACCACCAUGAGCCGCAUCAGUUCAAGCGAUGCCAACUCAACUAUCAGCUAUGGAGAUGGAGACUUGGGUGAUGACUACCUGCCUCUGGAGGACAAUGUGGAUGCCACUACCACUGAGUCUUAUAUGGGAGAGUGGAAAAAUGACAAGCGCAGUGGCUUUGGUGUCUCUGAGCGCUCCAAUGGCAUGAAGUACGAAGGCGAGUGGUUGAACAAUAAGCGUCAUGGCUAUGGCUGCACUGUCUUUCCUGAUGGCACCAAGGAAGAAGGGAAGUACAAGAACAAUAUGCUUGCCCGGGGCAUCAGAAAGCAGCUGAUCCCACUGAAGAACACCAAGACCAAACAGAAGGUGGAUCGAGCUAUGGAGGGAGCAGUGAGAGCAGCAGCUAUUGCCAGAACUAAAGUAGAGAUUGCCAUCUCCAGGACUGCCCAUGCCCGGGCCAAAGCAGAGGCUGCAGACCAGGCUGCACAGUCAGCCAGUCAGGAUUCAGAUAUUGCCAGAGCUGUGGCCAGAGAGCUCUCCCCCAGCUUCCAUCAGCCAGGUCCUGACUACAUACGGCAGAAGUAUACUGAGCCAGUAGAUGUGAAGGAGGGUGCUGAGGAGGAGAAACAGGAGAAAUCACCAUCAGGGAGUCCUCAUUUUUACCGGAAAGGCACAACACCCAACCAGUCUCCAUCUCAGAGCCCAGGUCCCAGCCCCAGUCCUUCACCCACUGUUAUUAAAAAGUCAUUUUUCAGCAGUAAAACUUCUGCCAGCAUUGCUCCAGCAAAGCCUACUGGGACAGAGAACAAAACCCAAACAGCUGGUUCUUUGACAGCAGGCAUAACAAAGGCAGCAUCAAAACUUUCUCUCAGACAGGAAGUGAGGCAACAGGAGGCUCUUCCAGCUGUCAAACCAGCUGUUACCACAACACUCAGCAGUUACCCCAGCAAUGGGCAGAUUCACUCCCAGUACCACGGUUACUAUGUCAAGGCAGAUGUCAAGAUUCCGCCUCCAGAGGAACCAAGUAGUGUGGAGGAUGACCUUCACCCAUCAAGCCUUGCACGCUUGCCGCCACCUGCCAAACAGAUUUGGGCGCCAGCUCUAAAAUCCCUGCCAGCCCCCAACUUUUCACCAGAGAGCACCAAACCACCAGAACCUCUCAAGCCAAAAAAACAGGAAUCAACCAAACCAAAGAGCCUCGCAGAAACCAAGAAAGCUAGUGUGGAAAUACCCCCAGAAAUUGUAGAAGAGGAAUCAGGUCCGAACUCGAUCUUGGUGGCACUAGUGAUGCUGUUGAAUGUAGGUCUAGCUAUCAUUUUUGUCCAUUUCCUCACCUGACCAAAUCUGAACUCAGUGGACUCAUCCAAACUAGUCGCCCAAGUUGCUAACUCUCCAUCACCAAAGAGGCCUUUAAAAAAAUGGUGCCCCUCAGAAUGGCAGACACGGCCAAAAGAAGGACUGAAAAUAGACGAGUGAAGGAAGAGAAGAAGUUGGGGGGGGGUUGG
This is a messenger RNA of Epinephelus moara (kelp grouper), 2439 nucleotides long. RefSeq names its product junctophilin-1-like. The transcript has 7 exons. NCBI's taxonomy places the organism in Eukaryota, Metazoa, Chordata, Actinopteri, Perciformes, Serranidae. Bases 236 to 2272 code for a protein of 678 amino acids. The record is from RefSeq and is a predicted model, not a curated record. Gene Ontology annotation, cellular component: junctional membrane complex; plasma membrane; sarcoplasmic reticulum.